Molecule: messenger RNA, 6793 nt
Organism: Liolophura sinensis
Lineage: Eukaryota; Metazoa; Mollusca; Polyplacophora; Chitonida; Chitonidae
Product: zinc finger protein Xfin-like
Exons: 3
Coding region: 121-6387 (2088 amino acids)
Biological process (GO): positive regulation of transcription by RNA polymerase II
Cellular component (GO): nucleus
Source: RefSeq, a predicted model, not a curated record
GUAGAGUUUCACCUUAGCGAGUGGGACGAGAUACCCGAAGACUUUGCCCUUAAACCGACAGAUAGAACGGAGAAGUGUAAGAAAUGACCAAACAGUGAACUUCCUCGUGGCGACGACCACAUGCAACCUUCCAAGAUGACGAGAAAACAGAACUUGCCGUUGUUGAAGUGUAACCGUUGUGAUUUCUCCACCAAGAACCGCUACAUCUACAUGCGACAUAAGAACAGAUGCUCUCGGGUUGAUAUACCUGGUUUGCGGAAAAACUACAAGGCUGCAGUGGCUGCGUUAGAGAAAAACAAUCCACCAGGCGCCGAAGGAGAUGAAAAAUUGGAUGUAUCCCAGGAUGACAGUUAUGUUGACAUGGAGGAGUCUGUCAGAGAAGAGGAGGAGUCUGUUGCCAUGGAAACAAGUGGUAAAAGUGAUGAUAUGGCAGUUGAAGAUGAAACACUAGAGGAUGCCAAACAGCAAAAGGCAACUACGAGCAAAAUGCCCAAAAUCAAGCUGAAGUUUGGUGGCCGCUCCCAGACUGUUCGUAGCCAGACGGUUAGUCGUGGUCAGCCCAAGCGUAAUUACAGCUGUGAGGAAUGCAACUUCAAAACGACCAAGUCCAAAGUCUACCUGUACCACCUUAUAAACAAACAUAGUGCAUCAUUCAACAUUUUCCCCUGCACAAUGUGUGAUUACGGCUGCAGAUGGAAACACAAACUGCUGCGUCAUAUGAAAAUGGUGCAUCACUGUACUCCAAACAGCGAUGAUGUCAAGGCCGAAGUUGUACGCUCCCCAACCAAGAAAUCCCCUGAAGGUGGUAAAAAUACUUCCCGUGUUGCCGUACCAUCUAGCAGCAAACAACCCCCUGCCAAGAAAGCUGUGGCGAUGAAAAGAUUGUACAAGAAGCAAGUUCCGUUGACUAUUAAGUUGGGUGAUAAAACUGCAGCAUUGGAGUACAUUUUAGACCUGAGCAAAAAGGAAAGCAGUCCUCAUUUUAAGUGUAAGCUGUGCCUGUACAGCAGUACGAUGAAGGCCCGAGUAUUCAACCAUGUCAUGGCUUGCCACAUCAAUGCAAAACAGUUCCAAUGCAAGCUUUGCAAUUUUACCACAACCAAGAAGACGGACUUCUAUGCACACAAGGCGAGACAUGGCAGCCAGAUCUUCAGUUGUCCAGACUGUGCCUACACAACGGCCUUCAAACCGAACUUUGACCGUCACAUGAUCAACCAUCAGAGGCAGUUCCGCUUCAAGUGCGUGUUUUGCUCAUACACAUCCGACCACGAGGGGGCGUUGAAACGACAUGUGAUGUACAGCCAUCCUGACAGUCAGCAAGAGACACAGGUCUCGUUAAGUGCUUCCAUCAAAGAUUUACCUGUCAAGGAUGUCUCUGAUGAUGACGAUGACAACAUGGCUGAUGAUGAUGAUGAUGAUGAUGAGCAAUUUGAGCUCCUUCCUGGGUUCAAGCGUUGUGAAUAUUGCGGGUUCUUGGGCAUGUCUGAUGAAGAGCUGGAGGAGCAUGUGUCAUCUCACAAACGAACGGCUUUCUACCCCUGCCAGAUCUGUAAGCUCCGAUAUAAACGCUCGGGAGAUUUAAACCGACACAUGAAACUUAAACAUGACUUAAGGCUGAAGGAUUUCAUAAGGAGACAAGGAACGGAGUAUCAGAUAGAGAUAUCUGUCUCUGGAGAAAUCACUGUGCCCAGUACGACAGGAGCUAAACCCAAGGUCGUGAAAGGAAACAACAGUUUUCCAGAUAUGAAUGACAAUGCUUUCAGUGUACAAGACGAGGAUGACAAUGAAAUUCAGUUUCGAUCUCCAACUGAGGAUCAGCCAUUAGACCUGUCUAUGUCAUCUCCAGAGAAAACUCCCUCUAAAGCAGGGGUGGAUCCAGAGAAUCUGCAGUGUCCUGACUGCGCUUAUGUGGCAAAGUGGCCCAGCGACUUGAGGAGACAUAGUGUGGUGCAUACCGUUGAGAAGAGGUUCAAGUGUAAGUACUGUCAAAGGAAAUACAAGUAUGCUGGGGACUUGAAUGUUCAUCUUCGCCGGGAUCACAAAGUAGAACCAGACUCUACGAAAGUGGAAAAGCCGAUGCCGUCUCCCAAACGUAAACCAGGAAUGUUUAAAUGUCCGACCUGCCCUUACGCUUCUCCAUUCAGAUCUGAAGUGGAGCGUCAUGCAAGAAGCCACACAGAGUCUAAACCUCACAACUGUAUUCUCUGUGAGUAUCAGUCCCACUGGAAGGGAGAUGUGAAGCGGCACAUUCAAAAGCAUCAUCCUGAAGUACUGGAGAGCACCGUGCCUGUUGAAGAGUUCAUAGAAACUUUCAUUGAGGGUGAAACAAGCUCUGACAAGAAAGUAUCGCCCAACUCAAAGAAGACCCCAGUGGCUGCUAAAGAGACUUCUCCAGUGACAAACUCUCCUCAGACAGAGGCUGAUGGACAGGACACUGAUGAUUCAUCCAAAGAGCAGAUCUUCAAGUGUAAAUAUUGCGAGUUUUUUGCCACUGCUCCAUCAAAGCUGAAAGCCCAUGUGAUUACUCACGUCAACCUGAAGCAGUGGAAGUGUCCAGUGUGCCCUAGAAGGUCGAACUGGAAGUGGGAUGUUAGAAAACACAUAAUUAAGGAUCAUCCUAAACAUGUUGGCAGUGAGGUGAUCAUGUUGACAGAGGAAGAAGCCAAGGCCACAAUUCAGGAUUACAUUUCAAAGUCUACGAUGCCAAAGCGUGAAAACCAUCUGGACAACAUGAACAUAGCCGAGGCUCAGGAUGAGCUGAAGUUCCCAUACAGAUGCUCUGCGUGUGGAUACAACUCUGCAUAUCGGUGGGAGGUGAGCAAACACAUCCGCAUGAACCAUCCUGGCCAGAACUGCUCGGUGCUUGUAGCCUUCAGUACGGUAGAUGAAAACGCUGCCAAUGUCAGUCCAGCAAAAGAGCCUUCUCCCAAAAUGGAACUGAAGAAAAUGCUGAAACAGCCAACAUUGAAGCAGACAACCCUGAAACGACACCUGAUGCAAGAAGAUGAUGGUAUGUCCGAAAAUGGUAGGAAGAGGACCCGAUCUAAGAAAGCAGAUGAAGACUUAGAAACCAGGCCCUUUAUGUGCGGAGAAUGUGGAAAACGCUGCUCCAGCAAUGGAGAUGUCAAGAAACACUAUCACUACAUUCACCCGGAAAAAGAAAUACAAGUGAUUUUCCUUGGGAAUAAUCCUUCAACAACACCAGAACCUUCCAGUCCAUCGCAAUCCAAAAGUGGGAAGAGACCGAGCUAUCAGGCUCGCUACAGCAACCCUAAGCUACUGGGUUAUAUCAAGCCUUUCAAGUGCUCAGUGUGCCACCGAAGGUCCAACUGGAAAUGGGACAUCAAUAAGCACAUGCGAGAAAGUCAUGUUGGAGUGCCUUCUCACCUGAUUAUCUUGUCUGAAGAAGAGGCCAGAGCCACUUUGCCAUCCUAUGUUCCACCAACUCAACAACAGUCAUUACAGAGAGCCAAGCUUGCUCAACAGGCAUCUUCUGGGAGCCAGGAUAGAAAUGUAGCGAUCUCCAAAGCCCAAGCAUCUGAGAGUCCUUCACCAUCAAAACAACAGGUAUACCGCAACUUGAAGCAAUUUAAAUGCUCGCUGUGUACUUACAGAUCAGACUGGAGGAGUGAUACGCUUCGGCACAUUAAAAACAAACAUGGCCGCACACGUGCCGUCGUGCUCACUCUGGAUCCAGACCAAGCCAGAGCCACCAUUGGUCAGUAUCUGGUUAAGCGAAAACCGGACCGGAGGUCUCUUUUCUCCAAAUCGUCGAGCCACAUCCAACAUCCACAGACUAGAAGAUCGUCCACAGAAAGUAGUUCUUCGUUCUCCAGGAAUGAGGGUGUCAGGAGACCUCCUCCUCCCCCGUCACCCAAAGGACGCAUCUGGAAGUGUGGCAAGUGCAGCUAUAGCCACAGAGAGAGACGACAGGUUUGCCUUCAUCUCAAGACUCACAAGCUCAGGCCUUUCAAUUGCAAAGUCUGUGGUCAUGCUUCAAAUUACAGAAGCGCUCUGUAUCGCCAUCUGAGAACGAAACACAAUAGUAAUGAUUUCAGCCUGUGCCACAUGAUGAUGAAGUAUGCAAAGGAAGGAGCCAAUGGUGUGGAGGAGCUGGCUGAAGAAGACAUGACUAUGGAAGAGCUGGAAGAACUUGAAGCGGAAAAAGAUGCAGAAUUGGAGGAAGAUGAGAUGGAUGAACUGGAGGAGAAAAGCCAGACUGAGGGCAAGAGAGCCUUCCAUUGUAAACUAUGUAACUUUCAGACCACUUGGAGGUCAUGCGUGAUCCGUCAUCUCAGAGAACGACACAAGAGUACAGAUUUUACUCUGUGUGGCAUCAAAACCAUAGAACUCUCAGCAGUGAGGAAGAAAGGGAGGAAGAAGUACAACUGUGUGAAAUGCCCGUACCAGACAGAGAAACCUGGACUGUUGAAGUUUCAUAUGACCUACCACAAACCCCAGCCAGGCAACCGAUACAAAUGCAAGUAUUGUCCUUACUACGUUUGUGCGAAGCGCCUUCUUCAUCAGCAUCUGAGGAUUCAUGCAGCAGCCGCUGGGAAGCUUACUUUAGGUGAGACCAAACUGGCAACCAUUACACCGAAACGAUACCACUGUGAGAAGUGUCCCUUCAAGACUGGAAGCAAAAACGACAUUUUGUACCACAAACAGUUCCAUCGGCCAAGACCAAGUGCUGGAUUCAAGUGUGAUUUCUGUGAUUACUGGGUCACUCACCGUCGUCUUCUAAAGCAGCAUUACCGGAUGCAUAAAGCUGCAGAGACCCCUGUGACUCCGGUCAAGCAAAGUCUCUCGCAAUCUGUCAUCGCUCCAUCACCAUGCAAAUCUGAGGCAACUGAUGUCAGCUGGUUUUACAACUCAGUGGAUGCCGCUUCUAUCAAACAGCAAGUCAUCUCCUCCAAAAUAACCCGUAGUUUGCCAGCGCCUGGCCAGUCCCCAGUGAAACAGACCAGCAGCCCAGCUGGUUAUGUUGUGAGGAACGGAGUGUUUAGGAAACUUCACCACUGCCGUUACUGUCCUUAUGUAAAUAUGAGAGGAAGAAAUCUCCGUCUUCACGAAAAGAUGCAUGGCUGGCGACUGUCGGAGAAGGUUCUGUUCCAGUGCACUCAGUGUAAUUACAUGGUAGGCAGCAAAGGCCUUUUGUCUCAUCACAUGAAGGUACACAACAAGGGGUAUGGCAUGGACCCUACUGAUAACACUACUGCAGAACUAGAGAAUCUGGAAGGGGUACAUGUGGAAGGAGAUGAAAACAGUGACAGAAGUUCAGAAGUCUCAGAUCAGCAGCACGACAACCGGAUGGACACUCUCCUGGAGAUAGCCCGCUUCAAGAAAUAUGCCUGCGAGAAAUGUCCAUAUGCCAGCGCCAAGAGGAACCAUUUUGAAAGACAUCUGGAGCUGCACGGAAGCAAGCAAAGAUACCUCUGCGACUUUUGUGAUUACAGCGUGCCCUCCAACAAUCUACUGUCGCAGCACCAGAAACUGCAUCUCCUCCCGAACCAGAAUCUCCUGGCAGUCCAGUCGGUCAGCAAUCUGCAGCAUCUUCCCGAGAUCACCGCUGAUGUUGCCGUGGCAUCGUUCUUGUCUGCGUAUAACCCUGAAAAGGAGAAGACAAUCAGCGUGACGCAUGAUCACAUGGAACUGUAUGAGAACAACCCAGAUCCUCCUGAGGAGCCCAAGAAGCUGUAUCGCUGCGAUCGCUGCCCAUACGCCAAUGUGAGAAGAGACCACAUACUGGCACAUCUCAAGUUCCACAUGAUCCGCAGUGAGCUAGCUUGUCAGUACUGUGACUACAGCGUCAGUAAAUCCCAUCUUCUCACACAGCACAUCAAGGUCCACUUCAGUCCCCUGCCAGAGUUUUCUGAAUGGCUGGUUCAAAGCGGCAUCAAGGAUAGGGAUAGGGGAGAAGCUUCAGCUGCUGUAGGCAAGGCAGAGGAUUCUGACACCAAAGAGGACACCAGAGUAGAUGUCAAGACUGAAUCUGACACGGCCAAAGGGUCUGAUAAGAAGACAAGUGAAGACAAGAUGGAAGGCUAUAGUAAAGAAGGAGAACAACAGACAUCUGAUGGAAAACUAGCUUCGGCUCAACCAGAUGAAGGAAGAGCCUCUGACAAAGGUGGCGCUGCUACUGCUGCGCCGGACAACAGCGAUAUCUACGUUUGCCAGUACUGCGAUCGAGAGUUCAUCACAUCUGAACAACUUGUAUGUCAUGAAAUGCAGCACCUGAUUGGAAACCAUUUUGAGGCUAGUCAGCCAGUAGAGUUACCGUCCCCAAUGGAGGGGGUGAACACAGAGGCAGAGCCUACAAACCUGACGAACGUGAUUGCUGAGACCACUCCUGGACCAGAAGAAACUGCCAUUGUGGUGAAGGUUUAAUGGGGCAAAGGUUGAUGAAACAUGUGGCUGGUGUUUAGCGCAUGUGAGAUAGUGGGAGACACAGGGCCUUUACUCUGAGGGCAGUCAGUGGACUGUUCACUUGAUGUAUUACAAUGGCCAUGCUAGUCAAACCAGAGGAUUGUACCACUGAAAAAGCACGGGAAGCAUUGUGUACCACAUUAAAAUGGAAUGAGGCAGUGCAUCUUGUACAAGUCACACAGAAGUGCCACAGUGAAGAGACUGAAGCACCAGUAGUGACCACAUGUCACCGUGAAGUGCCAGUGACCACAUCACAGUGAUGCACAAGUGACCACGUGUCACAGUGAUGCACCAGUGACCAGAUGUCACUGUGAAGUGCCAGUGACCACGUCACAGUGAUGCACAAGUGACAACGUGUCACAGUCAU